AUGGCUGCAUCGUCUUUGCGCUCGUUUAUAAAAGAUGUCAGGGCAGCUAAGACACUCGCAGACGAGAGGUCGAUUGUCACCAAACAGUCUGCAAAAGUGAGGACGAAACUUAGAGAUGACCAUCUGCCACAUUCGAAGAGAAGAACAAACAUCCAGAAACUGCUGUACUUGUACAUCCUCGGUGAAAAGACCCAUUUUGGACAAGUCGAAUGUAUUAACUUGAUUGCAUCGGACCAAUUUGUCGAUAAGAGACUAGGGUACCUGGCGACGAACUUGCUCCUGGAUGAACAGCAGGAUCUACUGACUUUGUUGACCAACAUGUUGAACAACGACUUGACGCACCUAAAUAAGUACAUCGUCUCACUGGCAUUGAUGACCCUUGGAUCCCUGAGCUCCAACGAGCUGGCAAGAGAUCUGUACCCGGACGUCGAGGCGAUCAUGCAAUCGAGUAAAGAUCCGUUCCUUUUGAAAAAGGCGUUGCAAGUAGUCGCAAAACUGAUCUGUAAAGACGCUUCACUGUUGGAGAUUUUCCCACUCGGGUUUUUGACCACAAAUAUACUGUCCAGUGGUCUCCUACCAACACACGGUGUAUGGCUAGGCGUGUGCAAAGUGCUGACAGCAAUCCUUUCAAAUAUAACCAGCGAGGUACCAGAGCCCACAAUAAACGAGAUAGUGCAGCAGUUGAAAGUGCUCACACCGCAACUGCUUAGCAAGUUAUCCAGUUUGAACACGAAGAACUUGGAACCCGCAUUCGACGUUCAAGGUGUCCAGGACCCGUUCCUACAAUGCGAAUUGAUAUCGACUUUGAAAUGGAUUUUCAAAAUAUCCACAGAAUUGGACGCCAAAGAUGUGCUCUCGUUCACGGACAAAUUUAGUGAUCUGUUGACCCAGUUGGCAACAAAUACAGACACGCAUAAAAAUCCAGGACAAGCUGUUCUGUACGAGAUCACACGUACCAUCUUCGACCUCAACAUGUCUCAACCUCUACGUAUCCUGGGGAUCAAUAUUCUGGGCAAUUUCUUAAAGACAGGCAAAGGUGUCAAAUUAAACAACAACAUCAAGUAUGUCGCAUUGAACACGCUGAUUGACGUCGUGAAGAGGGAACCAGACGCCGUACAACGACACAGAACUUUUAUCUCGUCGUGUCUGUACGAUCCAGAUAUCUCCAUCAAAUUCAGAUCGCUGGAACUCACUUUCGCAAUUUUGAACGAGGAUAACCUGUUGGAACUGGUCAAAGAGAUCAUCUGUUUCUUGGAAAAAAUUGCAAACCCGAACUUCGACCGUUUAUCCCCCUACGUCGACAUAGACGAUUCCAAGGACUUGAUAGUUUACUCUGUAGACCACCUGAUAGAAAAGUUUGACCUGUACCCUGAAAGCAAAGAGAGUGAGAAAUUGAGGAACUUGUUCAAGAUCCUAGGUGUUGUCGGGGGAAUAAUCAACCUGGAUACGAUCAAUGAGUUUCUCAUCACAAUCAACAAUAUAACCAAAUGGGCAGACAAGAUAGGUAUCUUGUUCGAAAUGCUGCAGGCAACAAUUUCCAACGAUAGAGCGAACAUUGGAAGCCAAUUAGUGAGUAUCUGGUGCAUUGGUGAGUAUGCGGAUAUCUUACUGAAGUUUGAGAGCAAUGAUAAAGUAAUCAAUGAAAUAUCAAUGGCCAACUACUUGUUAAAACUGGACUCGGGCUCGAGGAUAUCGAAUAACUGCUUGCUGAUCCACUACGUAAUGACCGCGGCUUUGAAGCUGUCUAGCAAAAUUAGUGAGCCCGCUGCCGUCGAGAGGCUGAGACAAAUUAUCAAGUCUCACUCCAAGGAUCCAAACUUGAGUAUCCAAACCAAGAGUAUCCAAUAUGAGCUCAUUUUCAACCAGCCAAACAACGUUAAAAGAUUGAUGCUGACCGCUAUGCCGAAAUUCAAUAGAAACAGGGUCGUCAAUAACGAUGAACAGACACAAUUGCGGAAGUUACAGCAUCAACAAGAGAAUGCAAAAUCAAAUACCACAGCAGACUUAUUGUUGGACUUGCUAAGCGAACCAGCACCAACGAAGAACAAGAACAAAGCGCCCGCCCAGCACGUGGUGUUACCGGAAAACAGCACUCUGAUCAACGAAAGUAACCAACUAGAAGUGUACUCUUUCCCAGUAUCCAUUGUCGAGGGGAAUGCCCAUUUUGAGCUGUACUUCAAGAACAAGGGACCAGAAGUAACGAACUUGCAAUCGCUUUGUGCGGUACCAAAGACUCAAAAGCUGAUUCUGGGUCAAAUACACCCUUCGCACAAUGACAUUGGGAUUAACCAAUUCGUGAAACAGUCAUUGAAGAUAUCCGGUUCUGGAAAUCUAAAGUUGAGAGUGAAGCUGUCGUACACAUCACGCGAUGGAGGUCCUAUGACGGAACAGUUUGACCAUAAAUUCAAUCACUCGAUUUGA
Molecule: messenger RNA, 2421 nt
Organism: Huiozyma naganishii CBS 8797
Lineage: Eukaryota; Fungi; Ascomycota; Saccharomycetes; Saccharomycetales; Saccharomycetaceae
Gene: APL4
Product: AP-1 complex subunit gamma
Exons: 1
Coding region: 1-2421 (806 amino acids)
Biological process (GO): intracellular protein transport; Golgi to vacuole transport; receptor-mediated endocytosis
Cellular component (GO): Golgi apparatus; AP-1 adaptor complex; membrane coat
Molecular function (GO): clathrin-cargo adaptor activity
Source: RefSeq, a predicted model, not a curated record